UUCAUUUUUAUAUUUAUUUGGGAUAUUUUAAAUGUAAGCCAUAUUUGCGAGUAUUUGGAAUAAAUUUGGGGUGUUUCAGGGAAAAAAUGCAAGACUGCUGUUCUUCGGGUGGAGGCGGUGGAGAACGAAUUCGCCGUGAACGGACAGCUCCGUUAAGUCCACGUUUAGCCUUACGCCGUGUAUUGUUAUUGGCUGAAGGACGACAAUUUCGUGAAGCUGCAUCGGUUGUUGCACGGCUUGGUCCAGCUGGCUUAAGUACCGUGGCUUCAGAAUUACCAAUUGAUUUACUUGUGGAGUCGUUACCGCAUUCUGCUCAAUUAUUAGAGGUGCUUUUUAAUCGUUUAGUAGCAUUAGGCUUACGGCCGGCAAUAUCAGCUGAUCCAGUUGUUUGGCAAUUAGUACGAUUAUUUGCAUCACAUCAGGAUUCAGCCUUAAGACAACGAUGUGGACGUUUAGUACAAGCGUUAGCUGAAUGGCAACCUGGUUUACGUGGGGAAUUAAUCAAUAGGCGGCGUGCAUUAGAUCAUGCUGUCGAAGGACUCGGUUGCCAUGGUUUAACAACAGAUACAAGUAAUGGAGGUUUAACUCAACUACAUUCGGCGCUAAAAACAGAAUUAUCACGACAUAUUGAAACAUAUAAAAGUGCAAUACAUCGUUUAGAUGAAUUAAAUUCAUCGCCAACAUCCAAUAAAAAUUUAACACAAUCAUCACAUCAACGAUUACUAUCGUUACGCUAUGCAGACAUACAACAACGAUUAAUCGAUAAUAAAACAUUAUUAACCUUAUUAGAUAAACCAGCAUUACAACAAUUACGUCCAUUAAUUGAAACUUUAUCAGAUCGUGUUCAAAAUGAUAAAGAGGCAUUAUUUUGUGUAUCACAAUUAAAACGGUUGCAUCCAGUGGAUGAUGAUAAACCAGUUGCAACAAUGCUUAUGUCAUUUUCGCAGGGAUGUGGUGCAUUAUUGGAGUUAAUACCAUCCUCGGAGCAUCCUGAUAGUCCUUGUUGUAGUGAUGGGUACCAUUCGGAUCUUGAACCAAAUGCCAUCUCCGAUCCAAGACGUGAUUUAGUCAAUCGUUAUGCGAAUUUAUAUUCUCAAGCACGGCUACAUACAUUAGACGCUUUGGAUGCAUUACCGCAAUUACAACAUGCAACACAAUUAAAAGGCAAAAUUUUAUUUUCUGUGAUAGUAUUAGCAUAUCGUUCUGCGCAAAAUUUACGAGAGAGAAAAGUACGUGAAGUAUGCCGUUGUUUAUGUGCGGAGCGAGGACAAGUUGCUAGACAAUUGGAAGCAAGUAUUGGACGUCAUUUACGCAAUACAGCGGAUACGUUUCCAUUACAUUGUGCUGAGAAACAGGUUCGCGAUCAAGUAUGUCGAACAUUACAUGAAUAUCCAUGCUUAGAAACAUGUACAGCCCUACAACAAUAUAUCAAUGAUGCAACACGCAUGUGUUGGUGUUUAGUAAAUCAAGCACCACCUUACACAUUAGAUAUGGAUUUUGCCACUGGUACCAUACAAUUAAAUCGCCAUACACGACAUCACACAUCAGAUCGUAAAAGUGACAUAAUUAAGUCAUUUUUAUGGCCAGCGCUUAUGGAUAAAGAUAUUUGUGUGCAUAAAGCAAUUGUUAUUACAUGAAAUUUUGCAGCGUGAAAAUUUUCUAUUUUAUUAAAAAAAAAAAGGGAAGG
This is a messenger RNA of Chrysoperla carnea, 1687 nucleotides long. RefSeq lists its product as uncharacterized. The record is from RefSeq and is a predicted model, not a curated record. NCBI's taxonomy places the organism in Eukaryota, Metazoa, Arthropoda, Insecta, Neuroptera, Chrysopidae. The transcript is spliced from 7 exons. Gene Ontology annotation, cellular component: mitochondrial outer membrane. Gene Ontology annotation, biological process: mitochondrial protein catabolic process; mitophagy by internal vacuole formation. Bases 87 to 1637 code for a protein of 516 amino acids.